AUGAUUCAUUUUGACGCUCAUCCCGACUUGGCCUGUCCGACUUCUCAAUGUCCAGCAGUCUCCUGUUUUACUCCGAGGAAAGAAAUGACGCUCACUCGAAAGAAUCUUUAUGAACUUCUUGAUCUUUCCGAGACUGGCAUUGCAGAGUGGAUCAUUCCUUUGGUGGUCGCAGCCGAAUUGAAGACUAUAAAUUGGGUGAAACCAGGAUUCUCAUCUCAGUUUCCUUUGGGACGUCAUUUGUACAACGUUGGUGCCUACCAUGAUGAUGAUAAUGAUGCUAAUGAUUCAGCUCCAUCCGUGCAAUCAUUUCUCGAUCUGCCCGACACUGCAAUCAUCAAAACAGAUUUUGAUAUGCCAUACUAUCAAGACGAUGGAGCGGUUGUGGAAUCAGCAUCCGACCUUUUGCUUGCACAGCAACUGGAAUUGGUAGUGACCGAGCUUCCAACGACGCAAACCUUAUUAAAUCAUCGUGAUGGUGAUGAUGAUGAUAAUACGAAGAAAUGGGCGUUGGAUAUUUGUUUGGAUUACUUUGCCUGCCAAAAUCCGUUUCUGAGUGAUAUUGACAAGGUCAAUCCAGCUGUAACCAAAGCCCUGCUCCAAGUCAUGAGCGCAGCAGAGGUCGGUCCUGGCAGAACGAGCGCUGACUUGAAACAAUUGGUAGCCGCAAUGCUGGAAGAUGGGAAUUCCAUUCCCAACAUGGAUCCAUUGGCAAAAUACUUUGAUUCUGCAGAAACAGCAAAUGACCAUUUGACUGCUCUGAAACGAUUCACCGACCAGGAUUCGUCCUUGAGAAGCUUGGUGCUGAAAGCCAUUCCGAACUGGGACAUGCCGCACGACGUACCCAGCGCCGAUAAGGAAAAGAUCCUCGAAGCAAUCCGUGACAUGGAGGAGGCAUUAUCGAAGGAGGACUGCACCUCCCCACCGUUCCUCAUUACGAUUUGUCGAUCGUCGGACGACGAAUUCACGCCACCUUGGCUCGUGGAAUUCAUUCAGGUGCAAGUUCUAGAGUUACUAGAUCGGAUCUUUUAUAUCCGUUCAACAGGAGAGCCUCAAUCACUUUGCAUCGUCAAGGAUUAUGGAGAAUGGGAAGGAUCUACAAUAUGA
Molecule: messenger RNA, 1104 nt
Organism: Cylindrotheca closterium
Lineage: Eukaryota; Bacillariophyta; Bacillariophyceae; Bacillariales; Bacillariaceae
Source: the annotation of a GenBank genome assembly